GGAAACGAUAAGGCGCCCUGGCGAUUCACCGGCAGGGCGCUGUACCAGCUCAAUCUCGUGAGAUCCUCCGAGGCCCGCAAGCACGUGCCGAAGGACCUCAAGCUCGUCGAGCUCUUCGGAUGGACGCUGGGCGGUGUCUACUUGGCGAGGUACGACGACUCGCCCGCGGGAACCUUCGACGAGAUGGUCGCCCUUGGCGGUCUGGUGUGGAACCCGCCCACAUCGUGCGCGUGGGCCGCGAGGGUCCUGGUCAACAGCAAGGAGGCGAGGCAGCACGGCGUCAAGACAUGCGGGCUCCCCUCGCACUUCGUCGACUUCAACGACGAGCUGGAUCGUGCGCCCGAGAGGCACGGUUGGUGGAAGGACACGAGGCCCGAGUCCGGGCUCGCGCGGGCCGAGAGGUUCGUGAAGGGCGGAUGGAAGAAUGCGCUGCGCAAGAAUGAUGAGGCGCCCAAGGAGACGAAGGGCGGGGAGAGGGUGGUCGUGAGGGACGGUAAGGGCGCCGAGCUAUGCUCGCUCGCGCUUCCCCACGCGGCGCCGUCGCUGCCGGGACCCAGGAUCAAGAUGUUCCUCCCGAGCUUCAGCGGCCGCACCGACACCUGCCCGGACCUGCUCAAGUACUCUCUCGAGCUCAACGCGAACGUGAGGCUGAGCGCGCCCCUCGCCGUGGCGUCACUGACUGCGUCGGAUCCCACGCCGGCGCCCGCCGCCGUCGUGAGCGACGAGUCACCGGCGGCGGAGAGGGACGCGGCGCUCGCUGGAAUCCUCCGCGGCAAGCCGCUGCUCUGCAUAGCCUUCGACUGCAUGCAGAUGGACGUGGGCGUGCCCAAGGUUGUG
Molecule: messenger RNA, 837 nt
Organism: Micromonas commoda
Lineage: Eukaryota; Viridiplantae; Chlorophyta; Mamiellophyceae; Mamiellales; Mamiellaceae
Exons: 2
Source: RefSeq, a predicted model, not a curated record